This is a messenger RNA of Perca flavescens (yellow perch), 1671 nucleotides long. It is a transcript of the gene golph3a, whose product is annotated as golgi phosphoprotein 3a. Gene Ontology annotation, biological process: Golgi organization; Golgi to plasma membrane protein transport; Golgi vesicle budding. Gene Ontology annotation, molecular function: phosphatidylinositol-4-phosphate binding. The coding region runs from base 336 to 1217 and encodes 293 amino acids. Lineage: Eukaryota; Metazoa; Chordata; Actinopteri; Perciformes; Percidae. Gene Ontology annotation, cellular component: Golgi cisterna; trans-Golgi network; cytosol. The record is from RefSeq and is a predicted model, not a curated record. The transcript is spliced from 4 exons.
UGAUGUGACAUCAAACCUAACUUAAAGUUACUUGGAUCCUGGUUGGAGGAUUCAGGUUAUCUCGGCCUCUACCUGCUGGAUAAGUUCGGUACCACAUCACCACACGGCGCCAUAUUAGACAGACAUUAUACUGCUGCGGAAUACGGACCAAGUCAAGGAAAGGGAACGGUACUCCAGAUGACAAGGGUACACAGGCCGCAGUAGUCUAUUCGCAAAAACACUCGAGGUAACUGCUUUAUGGUUGACAACGAGUAAUUGAGACAAGCAUCUCGGGCAGCGCAGUCCGAGGCGUGUUGUUUUCGUGGUGGUUUAGCUAGCUAAGUUGCCGGGCAGACAUGACUUCCUUGGUUCAGCGGAGCUCGGGCCUCGUGCAGAGGCGGACCGAAGCCUCGCGCAACGCCGCUGACAAAGACCGUCCGUCCGGCGAGGAGGACCAUGAGCCCCGACGGGGAGACGAGCAGGACGAGGACGAUACCGGAGACUCCAAAGAAGCACGUCUCACCUUGAUGGAAGAAGUGCUCUUGUUAGGGCUGAAGGACCGAGAGGGCUACACCUCGUUCUGGAAUGACUGCAUUUCAUCAGGGCUGCGUGGCUGCAUGCUGAUAGAACUGGCUCUGCGAGGACGGCUUCAGCUAGAGGCUUGUGGCAUGCGGAGGAAAGGUCUGCUGGCCAGAAAGGUGAUUUGUAAGUCGGACGCUCCAACGGGUGACGUGCUCCUGGAUGAAGCCCUAAAACACAUCAAAGACACCCAGCCGCCGGAGAGCGUGCAGAGCUGGAUCGAACUGCUCAGCGGAGAGACGUGGAACCCCCUGAAGCUCCAUUACCAGCUGAGGAACGUCCGCGAACGGCUGGCCAAAAACCUUGUGGAGAAAGGUGUCCUCACCACCGAGAAGCAGAACUUCCUGCUUUUUGACAUGACCACGCAUCCUCUCACCAACAACAACAUCAAGCAGCGCCUCAUCAAGAGGGUGCAGGAGGCCGUGCUGGACAAGUGGGUGAACGACCCCCAGCGUAUGGACAAGCGGCUGCUGGCGCUCAUCUUCCUGGCCCACUCCUCGGACGUCCUGGAGAACGCCUUCGCCCCGCUGCUGGACGACCAGUACGACCUGGCCAUGAAGAGAGUGCGGCAGCUGCUGGAGCUGGAGCCCGAGGGGGAGAGCCUGAAGGCCAACGCCAACGAGCUGCUAUGGGCCGUGGUGGCCGCCUUCACCAAAUGAGGCCGCCACAGCGGGGACAGCGAGCAGUCGUGGCAUUCAAGUGGCAUUGUGCUCUGGGGCAGGAAUCCAUAGUACUGACCCCAACGUGGUGACUUGACUGAAUUUCAGUUUACCCCCUGCCUCGACUUUUGGAAUGGGAUGCCCUCUUUUCUUCUCAUCCCUCUCCCUCCCGUUGUUUUCUUUUCCUUCCAGAUAACUGUUCACCCCCCCCACCCCCAUGUGUCAUUUGUGUUCACUUUUGCUAAAAAAAAAUUAAUAACUCUCAUGGAACAUUGAAUCAAGUUGUUGGGGAUGAUAUGGGUGAGUCCAAAUGAAGAUGUUGGUUCAUAUCCUCUUUUAUUUUCUAUCGGGUAUAUCUUUCUAUGGAACUGUUUUCUUAGAGGUACGCUAUGUACGGCACAGGUUACUCAAGGUAGCAUCCUGACACGCCUGAGAAUAAAAUAACCAACCGCCA